AGGGGCCAGCUACUCUCUCUCCCCCUCACAUCACAACCACCGCCACCGCCACCACCCCCAAUUUCCACAUUCCCUCCUCCCAAACCCUAAUUUAUCACCUUCAAUGGCCACUCCUCCCUCCCCUCCCGCCACCACCGUCACCGCCAUCAGGAAGCCCCAGCCUAUCCCCUGGACCCACGAAGAAACCGUCCACCUCAUCCAGGCCUACCAGGACAAAUGGUACGAGCUCCGCCGCGGCCAGCUCAAGGCCUCCCAGUGGGAGGAGGUCGCCGUCACCGUCGCCGCUCGCUGCGGCUACGACUACACCGAGCCCUCCAAGACCUCCACCCAGUGCCGCCACAAGAUGGAGAAGCUCCGCCAGCGCCACCGCUCCGUCAAGAAGCGCCUCGGCCUCAGCUUCGGGUCGGGCUGGCCCUACUUCGACCUCAUGGAGCGCCUCGAACAGGGCCCCAUGCCCAUCUCCGCCCGCCGCCCCUGUCAUGAAUCCGAUGAAGAAGACGAUGCAGAAGAAGCGGAGGAGGAUCGCGGCGGCCAAGAACAAGAAGAAGUCGACGAGGACGAAGAAGACAACUACCGGAAGCUGCAGAGUCUCGAUUACAUUUUAAGGCGACCGGCCAUUGUGAACAGGUUCUCCGGCGGAGCAAGAGUGGGACCAAUUCGGAGCUCGGCGGCGGGCGCGAAAAGAGCGAGGGAGGCGGCCGGCGAUGACGGGUACUACGGCGAUGUGGUGGACGGGCAGAGAGGGACAGAGGUGGUGGCGGAGCUGGCGACGGAGAUAAGGGCAUUUGCAAAGAGGCUGAUUGGGGUGGAGAAUAUGAGGAUGGAGAUAAUGAGGGAGAUGGAGCGGUGCAGAUUAGAGAUGGAGAAUAAGCGAAUGGAUAUGAUUCUGCAAUCGCAGCGCAAAAUCGUGGAUUCAAUCGACAGGGCUUUCGGGCUUUGAUUGUCAUCAUGCUGGAUUGUUUCUAGGUGGUUCUUGUUGCUGUUGUACAGUAGCCAGGUUGUUGUGUUUGUUUUUCAGUACUAGUGUUUAGAGUUCAUUUCUCCACCAAGAUAGUUUCAUGCUUGGGUCAGGAAUCCCCUCUUGGGUUUGAAAUAAAGCAUCUUACUUUGAUUCUUUCUGUUUUCUUAGGAUUUGUUUCUUCUUCUGCAUUAUAGUACCUUGAGUCCUUGACUGAUUAUGGACCUUUGGUUGUUGCAUCUCUCUCCUCCAAUCCCCUUGCCAUGUUUCCUGUUUGAGAAACAAGAAAGUUCAUUGGUCAAUUUUUUUUACUACUACCAGACUACUUGUUCUGGAUGGUGUUAAAUUUACUGAAUUUACUGUC
Argentina anserina (silverweed cinquefoil) is the source of this 1322-nucleotide messenger RNA. Its product is annotated as trihelix transcription factor ENAP2. Gene Ontology annotation, cellular component: nucleus. The transcript has a single exon. Gene Ontology annotation, molecular function: transcription cis-regulatory region binding. NCBI's taxonomy places the organism in Eukaryota, Viridiplantae, Streptophyta, Magnoliopsida, Rosales, Rosaceae. Bases 104 to 940 code for a protein of 278 amino acids. The record is from RefSeq and is a predicted model, not a curated record.